UUAUCAUUGGAAUCAGUGGGCUCUACAAGAAACAUGGUGGUGAUAUGUGCUUCUGAUGAGGGCCUCAGGAAGCUUACAGUCAUGGUGGAAGAUGAAGGGGAUCCAGCAUGUCACAUGGCGGAAGAAGGAGCAAGAGAGAGUGAGAGGGAGGUUUCAGACUUUUUAAACAACCAGCUCUCACGUGAACCAACAGAGCAAAAACUCACUCAUUACCAUGGGGAUGGCACCAAACCCUUCAUGAGCGAUCUGCCCUCAUGAGCCAAACACCUGCCAGCAGGCCCCACCUCCAGCUUGGGGAUCACAUUUCUUUUUUGAGACAGAGUCUUGCUCGCCCAGGCUGGAGUGCAGUGGUGCAAUCUCGGCUCACUGCAGCCUCCGCCUCCUGGGUUCAAGCGAUUCUCCUGCCUCAGCCUCCCAAGUUGCUGGGACUACAGGCAUGCACCACCACGCCCAGCUAAUUUUUGUAUUUUUAAUAGAGGUGGGGUUUCACCAUGUUGACCAGGCUGGUCUUGAACUCCUGACCUCAGGUGAUCCACCCACCUCGACCUCCCAAAGUACUGGGAUUACAGGUGUGAGUCACCGUACCCGGCCAGGGAUCACAUUUCAAUAUGAGAUCUGGAGGGGACAAACAUCCAAACUCAGUCACUGGGGAAAGAGAUGAUAACCUUCAUGGGAUUCUCUCAGAGUCCCACAACAUAAAAAAGUUUAAAUCCAUCCUGGCAUUAGACUUUCCCAUCUCCAUUACUUAACAUGGACUAGUUUUAUUAGUAUACAACUUCUCAAUCCUUAGUUUCCUCAACUGGAAAAUUGGAAUAUUAACAUCUACCUGUUGCAGAAUGUAUUCUCCACGUGUUUGAGUAAUUACAGACAGCCUUUUAACUUCUCCCCAGCCCACUGUUAUGUCCAAAUACAAUGAGCCCUCUUGUUACCUGGCACAUAAAAAAUAAAUGGGCCAGGAGUUGUGCAUUUAUUUGGGUGUUGUGAGCAAAGAAGGGAGUGGCACCAAGUAGUCACCCUUUUUCCUUCCUCAGAUCCUAGGACAGAAUGCAUGCUGGGCACGCUUCUCCUCAGGUUGGGUAGCACACGCAAGCUACACGUGGUGGUUGUGGGCGUGCCAUAGGAAAAUGUUCCUAUUCCUUUCCCACAUGUUUUGGGUGGCCUUCCUAUUCCUUUACCCCAUCCUAUUCCCCCAUUCCUAUCCCUUUCCCCCAUCCUAUUCCCUUCCCCAAGGAAGGUUCCUAUUCCUUUCCGCCAUGUUUUGGGUGGCCUGAGCUGUCACCUGACCAGGAUGUCUGCAGUCUGAGUGUGGAUCUUAGGUGCAGGCUUGUUUAAAUACUUUUUCUCCCCUCUCCUCUCCAUAUCUCAGACUGUCUUCUAGCCGAUCUGUCUCCUCCAAGGCUUGUGCAAAAAUGGGGUGUGUAUUUCUCAUUAGCUUUAGCUAAGUCAGUGAGAAAGGAUCUAAUUACUACUGUUGGUUUGACUGCGUGAUCUUAACAGAGAUAAGUCUAAAAAAUGACAGAUUUUUCUAGCCAGAUUGUUCAUAUUGUAAUAAAGUCACCCCUGUUCACUAUCUCAUUUAAACCAAAACUUAAUACCUAAACUAUGGACAUUUGGUAUGGUUUACAGACAUUUUUGUUAAAGAAGGGGAAAAGUCAUAAUAUGUUCUUGAUACAUAGGGUAGCACCCACUCACUUUUCAUCGUUUUCAAAGAGAUGGCCCAUAUCCUACCCAAUUGUAUAUCGUAAGGUUACAUGAGAAAUCUUGUGAAUCAGGUUCCUUCUACCUUGAGGUAUAAGGUAGUAAUUGAGUUAUAUACAAGCCAUUUUGAUGAAUGGAUAUUAGUUCAUUUUCCCUUUUCUAGAUUAUAAGUAUUUGUGGAUUGAUCUCAUCUGGGAUUAAGCAAAGUUUCUUACAAAUAGAUGUGUAGUCAGGAGGUUUUUGUGCUGUGAACAUUUUGGUGGUAUGGUGAAAUCUUGACCUCAGAGUAAUAGUUUUAAGUGUACAAAAUAAAAUGCAGGAAUACAAAAGAAAUUGGUUAUAUUGAAAUAUAGUUAUAAAAAUAUUUUUAAAAACAAAUUUGUGAUAUUGUGAUAUAUACUCUUCUAUGUUAAUAUAUUAAAUAACAAUAGCCAGAAGUGGGUCUAAACAAUGCCAUAAAUCAGAAACAAUAAUGAACAUCGAUGAUACUUCAAGAUAUCCACCCCAACUGCAACAUAAUAUGAAAACAUCUGUGAUUUCUCUUGGUGAAUGUCAGAGUUCACAGAUGCCCUGACUUAUGUUCACAGACAUGAGCCCCAGGUUAAAACACGCUUUCAAUAAAUGACUGAAUCGAGAAGUGCCUCCCUCCCGUGUGAUCUCCUCGAUGCUGCAAAACUAGAUCUAAAGAGGAGUAACUCAGUGCCCCUUCUCCUGGACUUCACAGUCCGGUCAGAAGAGACAAAUAACUGGCCUGUUGUGAUAAGCUACAGCAGACCUCCCAGCUGGCCCCCAGGUGGAGAGAGAUGGGGAAAAGGAGGCAUCGCAGAGGAAAUGUGAUUUCAUGUGUGACAAACAGUGGCAAAACAACACUGGCUAAGAAUUUGCAGAAACACCUCCCAAAUUGCAGUGUCAUAUCUCAGGAUGAUUUCUUCAAGCCAGAGUCUGAGAUAGAGACAGAUAAAAAUGGAUUUUUGCAGUACGAUGUGCUUGAAGCACUUAACAUGGAAAAAAUGAUGUCAGCCAUUUCCUGCUGGAUGGAAAGCGCAAGACACUCUGUGGUAUCAACAGACCAGGAAAGUGCUGAGGAAAUUCCCAUUUUAAUCAUCGAAGGUUUUCUUCUUUUUAAUUAUAAGCCCCUUGACACUAUAUGGAAUAGAAGCUAUUUCCUGACUAUUCCAUAUGAAGAAUGUAAAAGGAGGAGGAGUACAAGGGUCUAUCAGCCUCCAGACUCUCCGGGAUACUUUGAUGGCCAUGUGUGGCCCAUGUAUCUAAAGUACAGACAAGAAAUGCAGGACAUCACAUGGGAAGUUGUGUACCUGGAUGGAACAAAAUCUGAAGAGGACCUCUUUUUGCAAGUAUAUGAAGAUCUAAUACAAGAACUAGCAAAGCAAAAGUGUUUGCAAGUGACAGCAUAAAGACGGAACACAACAAAUCCUUCCUGAAGUGAAUUAGGAAACUCCAAGGAGUAAUUUAAGAACCUUCACCAAGAUACAAUGUAUACUGUGGUACAAUGACAGCCAUUGUUUCAUAUGUUUGAUUUUUAUUGCACAUGGUUUUCCCAACAUGUGGAACAAUAAAUAUCCAUGCCAAUGGACAGGACUGUACCUUAGCAAGUUGCUCCCUCUCCAGGGAGCGCAUAGAUACAGCAGAGCUCACAGUGAGUCAGAAAGUCUCCACUUUCUGAACAUAGCUCUAUAACAAUGAUUGUCAAACUUUUCUAACUGGAGCUCAGAGUAAGAAAUAAAGAUUACAUCACAAUCCAAUAUCUGUGGAAUUCAUUGUGUAUGUUUAUGUAUUUGUGUGUAGGUGUGUAUGUGUGUGUGUGAUACAUACAUACAUCAAGUAUCACAAGACAUUGACCUUAUAUAUUAUGCACUGUGAUGUUUUUCCGUCUUUAAUUAUAAAAAACAUAUUGAUCACAACCACAAUUUGGAAAAUGUUGCUCCAUACCAUCCCAUACCAACACUCACCACCUGCAAAUAAUAGCAUUACUAGGAGCUGCAGUCACAAUGAAUAAAUCAACAAUUCGCUACAAGAUCUAGGAUUAUUUGUGUAUUUUGUUGAGUGUGUGUGUGUGUGUGUGUGUGUGUGUGUGUGUGUGUUGGCGUGUAUCUAAUACCAUUGUAUCUCAUUGUUGAGACUUUGUUACAAAUAGGGUUUCUGGUUUCUUUCUCCCCCCUCGUGGUUCAUUUUGUUUUUGUCAAACCAGUGGUCUAAAAUCACAGAAAUAAGCAAUUACUUCAAUCAUGUGGAAUCCAGGGGACCUAUCUUUGGAAAGCACAGAAGGAGAUCUGAAUUGUGUGAUCUCUUGAGGCUGCUUUCAAUGCUGGAAUUUAAAUUAUGUACUGAACAAUCUUUUGCUUAUUAAUAAAAAGAUUACACACAA
Molecule: messenger RNA, 4084 nt
Organism: Homo sapiens (human)
Lineage: Eukaryota; Metazoa; Chordata; Mammalia; Primates; Hominidae
Gene: NMRK1
Product: nicotinamide riboside kinase 1
Exons: 10
Coding region: 2502-3113 (203 amino acids)
Biological process (GO): nicotinate metabolic process; NAD+ biosynthetic process
Cellular component (GO): cytosol
Molecular function (GO): nicotinate riboside kinase activity; ribosylnicotinamide kinase activity
Source: RefSeq, a predicted model, not a curated record